CGUUGAGUACCAAUAGAGGUGAGCGGGGGCCAAGAUGGCGCGGUGUUAGGUGGACACGUUGUUGAACGUCUCGUCAGGAAAUUUUGAAAUAGAACGAUUAUAGCCAUUAUAAUUUGACAGUUACUAUUUAUGAACGAGUAAGUGAUUGCCUUCUUCAUUUCAACCUCCUUGCGCCAAUUCAUCUAUGGGAAGAAAGAAAAAUAGACAAACUUCGAGCGUGACAGAACACGGGGCCAUGUCAACUACGGAGACUAUUCAAUUUGCUGAUGGGAGCGAUUGCACCGUUUCCUCUGUGGAUGUGAUUUCAUCGGAUAAUGCUGACGAACACAACUGGUUUGACUUGCGUUCAGAUUUAAGUGAUCUUGCUACUCCUAUGCCUGAUACUCCCUUAAAACCUCCAACAAAAAAAACAAAACGGGUAAGCAUGGAAAGUAGCGACUCUUCAGCAGAAAUUCUGGCGGCCAUUCGUGAGCUUUCUGGCAAAUAUGAAGAGAUGUUACAGAAAAUUUCUGCAAUUGACACAAGGACUGAAUCUACAGCUAAGCGGAUUGAGGCAAUGUCGUCAGUUGUGACUCAACUUGUUGCUGAAGUAGCAACGCACAAAGAAUCUCUGAAAGUUGCGGCAACGGAGAUUCGCGAGCUUCAAAAGAUGAAUAAAACCAUGAAGGAAGAGGUGGGUGAAUGUAAGCGUUACAGCUGGAGAUGGAUUUUAAAGUUACAUGGCGUGAGAGAAAAAAUUGGUGAGGAUGUCCGGCAAAUAGCAAUCGAUGUCCUUAGUAAUGUAGUUCCUGGGAUCAGCGAUAACCUUGAGGAGGCCGUCGACAUUGCACAUCGUCUUGGUCAGAGGAGAAAUGAUGGUUCCCACAGAUCAAUAAUUAUACUGUUUGCUCUGCGUCGUAUUCGUGACACCGUUUGGCAUUCUGCUAGAGGCUGCAAAUUUCUUUUCGACAAUAAGUUGCGAAUCACGGAAGCCCUUUCACCAGAAGACAGGGCCGCCAGAGAAAAACUUUGGCCGCUUGUUAAAAAAGCCAGGGAUGAAGGAAAGAAAGCCUCCUUUCGCGGUGCAUUUGCCUUAAUCGACGGGAAAAGAUUCAACCUAUCUGAUGUAAAAUAGACCGGUUUGGUUCUGCAGUGCGGAUUUGAUCUUUUUCCUCGUUGAAGGGGAACUAAGACUGGUUUCUUUCAUGCCAAUGCAUUUUGGAAAGUCAUGUUUUGUUAUUUCUCCGGUUGAACCGCAAACUCUGCUGUUGAAAAUGAGUCUCCGGAAACAGACACCAAGCGAUUUCUUGAAGCAGAUCAUUGGAAGACCAGUGGUGGUGAAACUCAACUCUGGAGUGGAUUAUAGAGGAGUUCUUGCCUGCCUGGAUGGCUACAUGAACAUUGCUGUGGAACAGACGGAGGAAUACGUCAAUGGCCAGCUCAAGAACAAAUAUGGUGAUGCAUUUCUCAGAGGAAACAAUGUGUUAUACAUCAGUACCCAGAAGAGGAAGAUGUGAAGCCAUUUCACUCAUUUCUUUAUUCAUUAUUUGAAAAGUGAAUUUAUUUACCAUUGCUGUUCAGAAUCUUUUAUUAUUUGAUGAUAAUAUCUAAGUUUGUUUCAUGUAUUGUAACACAAAAUAUGGUGUCCUGCACAG
This is a messenger RNA of Xyrauchen texanus (razorback sucker), 1634 nucleotides long. Its product is annotated as U6 snRNA-associated Sm-like protein LSm6. Bases 1185 to 1496 code for a protein of 103 amino acids. Gene Ontology annotation, cellular component: U4/U6 x U5 tri-snRNP complex; sno(s)RNA-containing ribonucleoprotein complex; nucleolus. Gene Ontology annotation, biological process: maturation of SSU-rRNA; mRNA splicing, via spliceosome. Gene Ontology annotation, molecular function: RNA binding. Lineage: Eukaryota; Metazoa; Chordata; Actinopteri; Cypriniformes; Catostomidae. The record is from RefSeq and is a predicted model, not a curated record. The transcript has 4 exons.